AUUGAUUCAGGAAGUGAAGUUAGUAAUUUUAUGGGGAUCUCAGGGCCUGAAGAUAAUCGGAGUGAAGGGGCUUCCAGGUUGGUAAUCAUGUCUGAAGAUGAAAACAACUGGCUUGCAACUGAUGUUGUAGUCGGGAAAAGGGAAGAGGAUGGUUCCUCAUCAUUGGAGGGCGAUCAAGUUCUUGAUAGCUCAUGUUCUUUGUCUGUGGUGAGUGAUACUAGUAGCAUAUGUGGAGAUGAACUAUUGGGUUUUGAGAUCAAUCCUGAAACAGGAAUACCAAAUUUCGUAGAUAUUGAACCUAUUGCAAAAACCAGAGAUUUGGGAGAGCGAAUUGUUAGUGGGAUUGUGGUUGAUUCUCUAUCUUUGGUGGUAGAUGAAGGGGAAAAUAUUGUAGAUGGUGCAAACUCAAAGUCUUCUACAGUUGUUGCUCAGUUGGAUAAAGGGUUAAGUGGAAGAGUGAGCCACAGUGUUUUUGAGGUUGAUUAUGUACCGCUCUGGGGACUCACGUCUAUUUGUGGUCGAAGACCAGAAAUGGAAGAUGCAGUUGCGACUGUGCCCAGGUUUCUGAAAGUUCCUCUGCAAAUGUUAAUUGGUGACCAUGUACAUGAUGGAAUGACUCAGCCGUUAAGUCAUUUGACGACCCACUUUUUUGGAGUCUAUGAUGGUCAUGGAGGCUCUCAGGUUGCAAAUUAUUGUCGGGAUCGCAUUCAUUCUUCUUUGGCUGAGGAGUUGGAAGUUAUUAUGGCCAAUCUAAAUGAUGGAAAUAGCAAGGACAGUUGUGAAGAACAAUGGAGAAGAGCAUUAACUGAAUGUUUUCUCAAGGUUGAUGAUGAGAUCGGAGGGAAAGCUAGCCUUGAACCUGUUGCUCCAGAAACUGUAGGAUCAACUGCUGUUGUUGCCAUAGUUUGUUCGUCACACAUCAUUGUUGCUAAUUGUGGCGAUUCAAGGGCUGUCCUAUGCCGUGGUAAAGAGCCCAUGGCGCUAUCUGUGGAUCAUAAACCAAAUCGAGAAGAUGAAUAUGCCAGAAUUGAAGCAGCUGGCGGAAAAGUAAUUCAGUGGAAUGGACAUCGUGUUUUUGGGGUCCUUGCAAUGUCAAGGUCUAUUGGAGACAGAUAUUUGAAACCUUGGAUUAUUCCGGAUCCUGAAGUAAUGUUCAUCCCUCGAACUAGAGAAGAUGACUGUCUUAUUCUGGCUAGUGAUGGCUUAUGGGAUGUCAUGACGAACGAGGAGGCUUGUGAUAUGGCUCGCAAAAGGAUUCUCGUCUGGCAUAAAAAUAAUGGGGCAACACUUCCCUUAGAAAGGGGUGAAGGAACUGAUCCAGCAGCUCAAGCUGCUGCUGAGUACCUGUCUAACCGUGCUCUUCAAAAAGGCAGCAAGGAUAACAUUAGCGUAGUUGUGGUCGAUUUGAAAGCUCAAAGAAAGAUUAAGCGGAGGACCUGACAGAGGACUAUUUCUCGAUCUCAUGCUUUAUAUACUAUCGUAGGUUGUAUUUUUCUUUCGUUUCAGUAUAGCCCUUCCAUUUUCAACACGGGUUACAGCUUCAUUAAAGUGGAAGUUUCUCUGGGCAUCUCUGGCAAAUCUUUUGGAUUUCUUCCAAUGUAAAUCGUAGCUAUCUGAAGUAGGAAUAGGUGCCUCGGGAAGUGGUCCUCGGUCCUCCGAGAAUCAGGGGUAUUAUAGUCACUUGAAUUGCUUAUCAUGCCUCCCGAUCGAACUGUUCUGUGAGGUAUGUCUCAUUCUGUUAUUUCUACUACGUGAUGCCUUUACAUUGAAUGAAAUAGCAUUAGACGUUGAAUAAUGCAAUGAUAAUUUGUGGAGUAGAUCAGAUGAUGAACAUUUUUUACAUUUGUACCUGUGAUUGCAUAAUUUGAUGGAACGUUCUUGAUUA
Molecule: messenger RNA, 1885 nt
Organism: Olea europaea var. sylvestris
Lineage: Eukaryota; Viridiplantae; Streptophyta; Magnoliopsida; Lamiales; Oleaceae
Product: probable protein phosphatase 2C 50
Exons: 4
Biological process (GO): protein dephosphorylation
Molecular function (GO): cation binding; protein serine/threonine phosphatase activity
Source: RefSeq, a predicted model, not a curated record